This is a messenger RNA of Humulus lupulus (European hop), 3972 nucleotides long. RefSeq lists its product as uncharacterized. The record is from RefSeq and is a predicted model, not a curated record. The coding region runs from base 2728 to 3972 and encodes 414 amino acids. NCBI's taxonomy places the organism in Eukaryota, Viridiplantae, Streptophyta, Magnoliopsida, Rosales, Cannabaceae. The transcript is spliced from 4 exons.
UAUCAAAUAAUCAAUUUAUAUAUAACUUUAUUCCGCCACUUUUCCUUCAAAACUGUACAAAUUAUAUCCAGAUCUAUUCAAAGCAAACCCACUGAUCACAUCACAGUAUUCUACCACCACAAGAUCUCUUUGCGGCAUUAACUCAAACAAUUUAUGUGCAUCCUUAAUACACACAACAACCAUAUAAAUAUAGGGUAUGGCUAUAGUGCGGGCAUACGGAAAAGCCGCACCGUGCGGCUCUUUUCUACACCUUCGAUUUUGAUAAGAUCGAGUUACAAUGGGGUUGUGAGGUUUAGCAUUUUCGGUGGGGAAGAUAGUAAUGAGAGAGCUUGAAGCCGCCACGAAUGGGUUGUCUCCGGAGAAUGUGAUUGGGGAAGGUGGGUAUGGGAUGGUACUAGAAUCUUCGUCAAGAACCUCUUGAAUAACAGAAUUAGGGUUUCAUUUCUGGUGAGGUAGAAGACAAUCUUUUUAAGUUCGGUAAAUUUUGUUGGGGGUGAAGGUGCCAGUGAGAAGAAGAAGAUUCGCUUACAUCCAUGAGGGAUUUGGGAUUUCUCUUCUUGAAGAAAGUGGGUUACAUUGGAUGACUAUUAUUACCUUUUGGUUAAAGAAUCCGCGUCAUUGUUGGAAAAGAUCGGUUUCUUCCCACUUAUUGGGAGAUUUUAAAGGAGUUUACAAUUGGAUCAUCCUUUCAGAUGCAUAUACAUAUAAAUAUUAUACACUUUCUUUCAUGCUUGAGUUAAAAAUUUCUGACCCUUCUGUUAAACUUCCUCUUAUAAAAUGCGAUGCAGAUUUUCCUUGCUUUAUUGUCUGAAAAAUGAUUUAAUUUGUUUAAGACUUUUUCCACAAAAUCCCUCCCCCCUUCCUCUCUCAUACAAGUACUGCUGAUGUCCUCUUUUUUUUUUAGCUUAUAAUAAACUUUAAGUUAACUACUACUUUUAAUAUAUAGGUUCUAGUGCUCAUUUAUUUUCAAUCUUAUUAACUAAUGUUGACCCUUCAUUUGAUCAACGACACAGAGUCAAAUAUAUGACAAAAGAUAAAACGGCAAAUAAGAAAAAUAAUCUAAUAGAAGAGAAGAAAACACCAAGGAUUUAUAGUGGUUCGGCCCCAAAAGAUGGAAAUAACCUACGUUCACUUAGUGCAAUUAUUAAGAUUGAAUCUCAAAGCAGUGAUCAAAGAACUAGUGUUCUUGAGUUUCACAAACUUUAGAAGAAAUACAAUAAAACGAUGGAUAAUUGUCCUAUAACUCUCUCCUUUUCUCUAUUUUAGCUGAAAGAUUCAGGAAUCAAAAGUUCAUUCCUUGAGCUAUUUCAUGCAUAUUUAUAGGCUCAAUGAGGGUUACAUGAGCCAACGGGUCAUAUCUUUCCUUAAUAACCGCGUAUCAAGGUCAUAAUGAAUAAAUAUUCAAUGUAUUAAUUAUAAGAUUACAAUUUAAGAAGGAAGCAAAUCAAGUUAUACGACCAGCUUGGUCGUAUCUAAAUAUUAAGCCCCGACGAAGCGAUGUGCUUCUAGUCGAUAGUCAAGCAGUACUUUGGCCACGUGUGAGAAAUCUCUGCCAUGUCAUCAGCAACCGUUUUUAGGGUAAACAUUUGCCCCCCCCCAAGUUUAUUUAUUGCUACCAGCAAUAAGUAAACUUAGGAAACUGACUCUUCGAAUACCCCACGAAAUCUGUCAGAGCCGGGAGAUCAAUCAUGUCCAAUCAAGUCUUUUCAGUUUCCCAAUAACUUGUCGGAUGGUCAUUACACUUCUCCAUGUUUUGAAAAGUUACCCUUUAUGAUUACCUUGGUAACCGCUCCUCGGCUAAUAUAAAUAACCCUUCAGAAUCAGUUUUUACUUUUUAUGCUUUAACUUUAUCCUCAAGAAAACUGAAGAACCUAGAAACUCAGACGAAUCACGAAGCUCCUGCCCAGCUGAAUCAACUUAGCACCUCAGAACUUUACUCCAUCUUUCAUACAAGUACGUUUCUUAAAACCUUUCAGUUGUUGAUACGCCAUGCAACACUUGUUUAUCUCUAUUUCUGAUUUCUUGGAGAUUUUUUAUUGUUCUUGACUGAAACUGUUUUGGGUAAAUUGAGAAUGUUAACCGAUGCUUGAAAGGGUGAUGAAACAUCGUCUUGUAGGAGUUAAGAGCGUAGUCGAGAUUGUAGAAUUAGGGCGUAAAAUCGAUUUUUCCCGCCCUUUCGGAAUUGAAAAAACUUUUUUCCCGAAAAUUUUUUUACUUCCGUUUUUCAAACUGCUCGUGUAGAACUUAGUGUUUUCGCUAGAAUGCUGCUGGCCGUAUAAAAGCUUAACUUUUAUACGCGAGCAACGUUAUUUUAAUUCGCAACACUUAUUUUUAGGCUUUACGUUCUCACCUCCCCUUUCUCUGUUCGCAGCUUUUCAUGCAAGAUCCGUGGGGAGGUGAAAGGCUUAUCGACGACGACUUGAUUGCCCAAUUAAUUGAAGACGAGGAGCAUACAUUGCUGUUGAUACCAGAAAUUCCUUUUUCUCGAACCCCACCCAAUAGACCUCAGUCAAAUCUUCCAGCCAUGGGUAGAGUAAAAUUCACUUUCCAGAAAAAAAAACCUUCAAACCCUUCAAAUCAGCCUGCUUCUCAGGUUGGAGUUCCCUCGACCAGUGAUCAGGAAAGAAAUAUCCUGACCUUAACAUUCAAACUCGCGCUCAGCCUCGAAACACCAUUCAACCAGAUGUUGAAUGGUACGUGGCCCCUGUCAGCCAGGUAACGAUCAGGAUGAUCGCUAAUUAUAUUAAAAAAUACAAACUUCCUAGGGUGACACUAGUUCAACCUACUCAAGACCAACGGGCGAACUUGCCUAGAGGCGCCUUCAGCGCCUGGUCGAGGUACCACAUCGAGGCAGGAGCGACGCUACCUCUUCAUCCUUUUUUCCAGGGGGUGGCCAAUUAUUUCGGGGUCGCACCUUUUCAAAUAACUCCCAACGGAUAUAGAAUGUUUGCUGCACUCUAUAUUCUCUAUAGCCACAAGAAAUGGCAUGUCCCCACACCACAUGAGGUCAACUAUCUGUUCGACCUAAAAUCUAACCCCAACCAAGAAAACACGGGGUUUUUUCACUUUUGUCACCAGGAAACAGGUUGCACUUUCCUGACUGACACCACUUAUAUCUCGAACGUGGGGAGGUACCAUCUGGUGUAUUUCCUGACGACUGACUUGGUCGCGAAUAACUUGGCCUUCACUCAAGGAGGUAAAGUCUUUGUACCACUGGUCGUUUAUCUUUCUUCAAUUUUUUGCUGCAUUUCCCUUAGAAAUUUAGUGCGUUUCAGGCCCAUGGUUGCGACCAGACCCUACUCCAGACAUGGAGAUGCGAUCAGCCCUCCUGGCCAGCAUGACCGACAUAGAGAAAAGUGUCAAACAGCUGGUCACAGAGGCCAAUCUGAGACUGGUCGGCCUUUUGGCCCCUCAUCAGGAUGUGAGGGAGUCAACAGUGGUGAGUGCCACCGGCGGAGAGGUUCUCGAGCAGCACCCAGACGUGCACAACCCCCUCCGAGGAGGGCCACUGGAGUGACAAUCAGGAAACCCUCCAGCACCCCGCGGGCUGCUACUCCCCCCGCCCCAACGGGAAAGGGAAAAAAGAAAGCCACUGAACCUUUCGAGCCCCUCGAUGAAUCUUCGGAUGAGAACGGUACUGAUUUCUCGCUCUUAGAUAGUUUGCCAAUUCCCUGUCACUUAUUUGAUAAGGACGACAAUUUUAAGUACACUCCCAAUUUAGAUUCAGACUUCUUCAUGCCAAAGAGUGAGUGUAACACUAGUAAAGUAUAUAAUGUAGCGACCAGUAAUGAUAGCUCGGGUAUUUCACUUACAAUUUUCUUUGUUUCUUUUCCUGUCAUAACAUACUCAAUUGUUUAUGCUAUCUCAUUGUUCGUGUAUUUGCUUUUCUUACAGACAUGGACUCCGAGAAUGUGUUCGACAUAUACAAUGCCCCCGAGGCUCCCGAAGCUCCCUCGAGCAAGAAGAAAAUGA